Abrus precatorius (Indian licorice) is the source of this 1558-nucleotide messenger RNA. RefSeq names its product protein WHAT'S THIS FACTOR 9, mitochondrial. Bases 25 to 1542 code for a protein of 505 amino acids. Gene Ontology annotation, molecular function: RNA binding. The record is from RefSeq and is a predicted model, not a curated record. Lineage: Eukaryota; Viridiplantae; Streptophyta; Magnoliopsida; Fabales; Fabaceae. The transcript has a single exon.
CUCAUCCCCGGCGACACCGUAAGAAUGCAUCAACAGAAAGCAACGCGCAUGGUCAUCCUCUUCUCCCGAACCAAGCGCAUCCCGAACCAAGCUCGGAGCCGCCAAGGCCACCUCCGAACCAUAUUUGACGGCACGCUGAAAGCAAUCCGCGACCGAGGGCUAGACCACGCAGUGGAACGAGAAAGGAACCUGAAAGGCUUACUAACCCUCAAAGAUCUCAUAAAAAGGGAACCCUCGAAAUCCCUCCCAGUUUCCCUCAUCAAACACUCCUUCAACCUUCCCUUUCGCCCCAUCGCUUUCAUCCGGAGAUACCCCUCAGUCUUCGAAGAGUUCGUUCCUUGCGGCAUCCAUCCCCACGUUCGCCUCACUCCCCAAACCCUCAGCCUCGACGCUGAAGAACAAUUGAUGCACCAAACUGACCGCUUCAAGCAACAUGUCGCUGACCGGCUUCUGAAGCUCUUAAUGAUUGCAAGGGUUCAUAAAAUCCCCCUCCGAGUUAUUGAACUGUUAAAAUGGGACCUUGCUCUCCCUCAUAAUUACGUUGAGACGGUGAUACCUGAGUUUCCCGAUUGUUUUCGCAUUGUCGAUGAGUUUCUUGAGCUUGUUUGUUGGAGCCACGAGUUGGCGGUUUCUGUUUUGCAGAAGAAUGGGAAAGGAAAUGAAGAUUUGGAGUUGGUGUUUCCUGUUCAGUUUUCCAACGGUUUUGAGAUGGAUAACAAGUAUGAGAAGUGGUUGAGGGAAUGGCAGAGGUUGCCUUAUGUGUCUCCUUAUGAGAAUUUGUCUUGUCUUUCGGGGAGUAGUGAUGAGUCUGACAGGUGGGUUGUAGGGGUUUUGCAUGAGAUUCUUAAUGUUUUUGUUGGUAAGAAGAUUGAGAAGGAUAAUUUGUUAGUGUUUGGUGAGUGGUUGGGGUUGAGAUCGAGGUUUAAGCGGGCUUUGUUGCAGCAUCCGGGUAUUUUUUAUGUGUCUGGUAAAAUUGGAACCUAUACUGUUGUUUUGAGAGAAGGUUACAAGAGGGGUUCGCUGAUCGAAGAUGAUCCGGUGAUGAAUUUGAGGAAUCAGUAUGUUCAUCUGAUGAAUAGUGUAAAAGAAGAUGGCAAAGUGAGAAAGGUGGUGCAAGAAAAGGGUAGUGUGAAUGAGUCUGAUGCCAAUGGCGUUGAAGGGAUGGAAGGAGAGGGCACGGGUGAUGCGGAUAGUGGGGAGGAGCAUGAAGAGGAAGAUUGUGAAGUUGAGGAUGCUGGUGAAAGUGUUGUUGAUGAUGAUGAAGAGCGGUCUCGGAGAGGUAGUUGUAAAAUUGCUUCUGGUAGAAGGGGCAGAGGGUUUGGGAAAGUCAAGUUGGAUGUUGAGAUGCCUUUGAGGAGUUCUCAGGGAGAAAGAUUGAUGCGGAAGCUUACACAGAAAACCAGAGAGAAAAGUCCAUCAGAAGUUUCCAGAAGAAAACAAGUGCAAGGUGCACAUAAAGAUAUUGAGAGCACACAGAGGAGAUCAAGAUCCUCUAAAGGCAGUGGAAGGUCAUUAACCGGCAAGAAAACACCUGUUUUGUAAAGAUUCAUUUGUUUUU